AUGCGGACGCAGCCUCCGCGCCGGAAAGAAACGGUCAGGAUGUCAUCUCGCCAGUUACCAGCAUCUAGUGUUCCAGCUUCCAGUGUUCCAGCUCCCAGUGUUCCAGGUACUAGUGUUCCAGCUCCCAGUGUUCCAGCUCCCGGUGUUCCAGCUCCCAGUGUUCCAGCAUCCGGUAUUCCAGCAUCCAGUGUUCUAGCAUCCAGUGUUCCAGCAUCCAGUUUUCCAGCUCCCAGUGUUCCAGACAGCAGCGGCUCCAGCAACACACUAGACAGCAGCGGCUCCAGCAACACACCAGACAGCAGCGGCUCCAGCAACACACUAUACAGCAGCGGCUGCAGCAACACACUAGACAGCAGCGGCUCUACCAACACACUAGACAGCAGCGGCUCCAGCAACACACUAGACAGUAGUGGCUCCAGCAACACACCAGACAGCAGCGGCUCCAGCAACACACUAGACAGCAGCGGCUCCAGCAACACACUAGACAGCAGCGGCUCCAGCAACACACUAGACAGCAGCGGCUCCAGCAACACACUAGACAGCAGCGGCUCCAGCAACCCACUAGACAGCAGCGGCUGCAGCAACACACUAGACAGCAGCGGCUGCAGCAACACACUAGACAGCAGCGGCUCCAGCAACACACCAGACAGCAGCGGCUGCAGCAACACACCAGACAGCAGCGGCUCCAGCAACACACUAGACAGCAGCGGCUGCAGCAACACACCAGACAGCAGCGGCUCCAGCAACACACUAGACAGCAGCGGCUCCAGCAACACACCAGACAGCAGCGGCUCCAGCAACACACUAGACAGCAGCGGCUCCAGCAACACACUAGACAGCAACGGCUGCAGCAACACACCAGACAGCAGCGGCUCCAGCAACACACUAGACAGCAGCGGCUCCAGCAACACACUAGACAGCAGCGGCUCCAGCAACACACUAGACAGCAGCGGCUGCAGCAACCCACUAGACAGCAGUGGCUCCAGCAACACACUAGACAGCAGCGGCUGCAGCAACACACUAGACAGCAGCGGCUCCAGCAACACACUAGACAGCAGCGACUGCAGCAACACACUAGACAGCAGCGGCUCCAGCAACACACUAGACAGCAGGCGCUCCAGCAACACACUAGACAGCAGCGGCUCCAGCAACACACUAGACAGCAGCGGCUCCAGCAACACACUAGACAGCAGCGGCUCCAGCAACACACUAGACAGCAGCGACUGCAGCAACACACCAGACAGCAGCGACUGCAGCCACACACCAGACAGCAGCGGCUCCAGCAACACACCAGACAGCAGCGGCUCCAGCAACACACUAGACAGCAGCGGCUCCAGCAACACACUAGACAGCAGCGGCUCCAGCAACCCACUAGACAGCAGCGGCUCCAGCAACCCACUAGACAGCAGCGGCUCCAGCAACACACUAGACAGCAGCGGCUCCAGCAACACACUAGACAGCAGCGGCUCCAGCAACCCACUAGACAGCAGCGGCUGCAGCAACACACUAGACAGCAGCGGCUCCAGCAACCCACUAGACAGCAGCGGCUGCAGCAACACACUAGACAGCAGCGGCUCCAGCAACACACCAGACAGCAGCGGCUGCAGCAACCCACUAGACAGCAGCGGCUCCAGCAACAGCAACAGUACCAACACGAACAGUAGCAACAGGAACAGUAGCAACAGCAAAUAUGAGGAAGAAGGCAAAUUUGUUGUCUGGAUUAACGGACAUUUAACCUCUGUUGAUGAGGACAUGAUGCAAAUGUAG
This is a messenger RNA of Procambarus clarkii (red swamp crayfish), 1767 nucleotides long. Lineage: Eukaryota; Metazoa; Arthropoda; Malacostraca; Decapoda; Cambaridae. The record is from RefSeq and is a predicted model, not a curated record.